CCACACUUGUAAACACUGAGGAGUCUUGUUAAUGUCUCAUAUUUGUGGCUCUCUGUCGCCCGUGUGGGUUUACUGCUGCUGAUACAUAUGUGGUAAUGAUCCAGAAGGUGCGUUGAUGCCCGUGAGGUAUUCUGAUCCAAGGAACUGGAGUUGCCCUGCCUUAUUUUGGAACUUGGCUGACUCCUACAAGGGUUGUGUGACCCCCUACGGGUUUACGCUUCCAAGUGAUACAUAUUAUGUGAGUGAUACAUAUUAUCUGGUGUUUACAGUGUCAGUACUGUAGUAAACAUACCUUGCUGACACCCAGUAUCAGCACACUGAAGAAAAUGGCAAAAGCAGAGAUGAGCUAGUGUCAGCACCAAGUUUAAUGAAAAAUACUACACUGCAGUACUGAGUACAACUACUGUCAGCACCAAGACUGAAGUGCUGAGUACAACUACUGUCAGCAUUGUUUCAGUGCAACUGACAGUUUGUGUGUUCACUCCUGUUGUCAGUAUUUGACUGUACUGUUUGGGAAAUCUUGUAAUUUCCAACUUUCAAUGGAAUUAAGGUAACAAAGACAUGGUGCAGUUCACAUAUUAUAUCUCACAUUAAUAGUGUGAAAGACCAUUUAAAAGAAUCCUAACUCAUGAUUGUUUUCUACUUUUAAGUAACAGUUUUUACAUUCUUUCCUUCCAUGAAACUAUUAUGAUGGUCAUAGUCUUACCCAUUCUGUGAAAAAUUAGUCAUAAUCAUACCUGCUACUAUGAAAAUGUUAGCAAAAGUCUAAUCCCUAUUAUGAAGUCUUACCCCCUAUUAUGAAAAUAAUAGUCACAAUCUUUUCACUAAUUUCACUUAUUUCCUUGAAAUAUUCCUCACUUAUCCUUAUGCUGAUGUCUCUUUGAUUUUUUCAUUGUAAAAUACAAGUGAAGACACUGCAUGAAUCAAGUUAAUUAUUUAUUAUAUUAAUUAUCAUGAAAAAAAAAACCAACAAGAAACAGUUUAUUGAUAAAAUCUUUACCAGUUACAGUAUGGUUAUCAGUUUCUUAUAAAAGUUUUAUUUGUGUAGUCAUUAUAUUUAUGAUAUAGAAAGUAAAUAUGUAUAAAUGUACCUUAUAUAUGAUGAAAUAAGAUUUGAGUUUUGUUUAUGGAAUAUUUAAAGUUACACGACCUGCCCCAGCACCCACUUAAAUAACUUACACGACCUGCCCCAGCACCCACUUAAAUAACUUACACGACUUGCCCCAACACCCACUUAACUUACAUGACCUGCCAUAACAUCCACUUAACUUACACAACCUGCCCCAGCACCCACUUAACUUACACGACCUACCCCAGCACCCACUUAACUUACACGACCUGCCCCAGCACCCGCUUAACUUACACGACCUGCCCCAGCACCCGCUUAACUUACACGACCUGCCCCAGCACCCACUUAGCUUACAUGACCUGCCCCAGCACCUGCUUAAUUUACACGACCUGCCCCAGCACCCACUUAAACAACUUACUCAACCUGCACAAGCACCCACUUAAAAAUUUACACAACCUACACAAGCACCCACUUAAAAAACUUACACAACCUACACAAGCACCCACUUAAAAAACUUACACAGCCUACAUAAGCACCCACUUAAAAAACUUACACAACCUACACAAGCACCCACUUAAAAAACUUACACAACCUGCACAAGCACACACUUAAACAUCUUCACUAAGAACAAAACACACGUUUCUAAAACAUUCUUAACAUCUAUUUCAGUUUUCGUCCUGAGUAAUUUUGGAACUUUUUUAGUUAAGCAGAAGAGGUUUCACACAUUACGUAAAAUUAACACUAAUCAUUAAAAUUUACAAGUACAAAAAAUACAUUGUAAUACUUGGUAGUGGAUUCAAACCUCUUUGUAAAUAGUUUGUGACUUAUGUUUCACAUUAAAUUGUGUUGGUUACAAAAGUUCAUGUGAAAAGAAUUUCCUAUAAGUUGUCAGUGUUUUUUUGUGUGGAAAAGCCUUCAUUGCAGACUAUAUUAACCCUUUUACUGUCGAGACUCUUGCUCGCACACUUGCUCUCAGUGUUGAAGAAUUUAAAAAAAAAUUAUUUUGUCUUACAAAAUAAUAGAGAAUCUUUUCCCCGUGGUAAUGACACCAAAAGUAUGAAAUUUGAUGGAAAACUUACAGAAUUAUGCUCUCACGAAUUUAGCGAUCUUGGCAAUACAGUGGACCCCCGGUUAACAAUAUUUUUUCACUCCAGAAGUAUGUUCAGGUGCCAGUACUGACCGAAUUUGUUCCCAUAAGGAAUAUUGUGAAGUAGAUUAGUCCAUUUCAGACCCCCAAACAUACACGUACAAACGCACUUACAUAAAUACACUUACAUAAUUGGUCGCAUUCGGAGGUGAUCGUUAUGCGGGGGUCCACUGUAUAUAUGCAUCGAUAAUUUUGCCCACUUUGAGCCCUAUUUUCAGCCAAUUCCAUUGCUCCAGUCGACCAGACUCAUAGAUAUUUCACUAGAACUCCAUUUGUUCUGUCGAUUGAGUACAAGAAACCGCCCAUUUACCGAUUUCAACUGCCCAAUAAAGUGGUCAGAAAUUCGCAUUUUGACCAAUUUCACACAAAUUUCAAAAGAUGCCAAUUUCAGAAUAGGGUCCAGAAAACAUUCUUGGCACUAAAAUAACAUUUUCUCUGUUCAUUAGUCACAUCUCUAGGCCCCUCUUAUAUUACUCUUGCUUUCCAUUUUGAAUUUUUAUUCACACAAAAAAUAGAAGAUUUACUGUUAUGCAGACUACUGCGUUGUUGUAAGAAUUGCAUAAAUAAUGUCAACCCAUUCAUGACUGCAUAUUAGACUGGCCAGUUGGACACAUAUUUGAUGAUGACAUCAUUUGUUUACUCUUGAACAUUGGCAAAAAUUGCACAUUUCCACUACUUUGACCUCAAUUUCAAGGUACUUUUCAUCGUGAAACCAAUCAAAAUCAUCUCUAUAUCUGUAGUAUAUUAUUCAUUCUAUAAAUUGAGACCAAGGAAACGAGAAUACAACCAUAAAUAUACCAUACAAAAACACACCUCAAAUUUGGCAUUUUAAACCUAAAACACCUUUGGAGUUUUUUUUCUCUCAUUAUGCACUGCAUGCUGCUGGAUUUUUUUUAUGCUGCACUCACUGACCAUGCAGACCCUUUCUCUCACAUAUAGGUCUACUAGCUUUCUCCCGCUAGAUUUGAGGCCUCUAGAAUUUUGGGGUAUUAAUACGUCACCAACACAUGCUUGUAAGCCAUACCUAUAUGUUACUGACAGUGAGAGGGUUAACUGUGAGACAAUAGGAGGAGAAAGUACAAAAUGUGAGUACAAUAAGUCUGUUGUUAUGUGAAGUUCAGUAAGUCUGUUAUGUGAAGUACAGUAAGUCUGUUAUGUGAAGUUCAGUAAGUCUGUUAUGUGAAGUACAGUAAGUCUGUUAUGUGAAGUACAGUAAGUCUGUUAUGUGAAGUUCAGUAAGUCUGUUAUGUGAGUACAGUAAGUCUGUUGUUGUGUGAAGUACAGUAAGUCUGUUAUGUGAAGUUCAGUAAGUCUGUUAUGUGAAGUACAGUAAGUCUGUUAUGUGAAGUUCAUUAAGUCUGUUAUGUGAAGUACAGUAAGUCUGUUAUGCGAAGUGGUGCAUAUUAAGUAUUAAAAUCUUAAAAUAAAGGCAACAUGAAGGUAGUAAAGAAACUCCAUCAGUGUCCUGUUUGUGAAAAAGCUUUUCCAACUAAUUAUAAACUCAUGAGACAUAACAGUAUUCAUACAGGAAAGAAGCCAUAUCAUUGUCCAGAAUGUCUAAAAAGCUUUAUUGAUAAAUCUUCACUAAGAAUUCAUCAGAGAGUUCAUACAGGAGAGAAACCAUAUCAGUGCUCAGUGUGUUUGAAAGGUUUUAUUGAUAAAUCCUCACUAAAAAAACAUCAGAGAAUGCAUACAGGAGAGAAGCCAUUUCAGUGUUCAGUGUGUCACAAAGAUUUUAGACAUAGGGGUCACUUGAACUCACACAUGUUGCUUCAUACUGGAGAGAAGCCAUAUCAUUGUUCAGUUUGUCUGGAAGACUUUACUGAAAAAUCCUCACUAAAUAAACAUCAGAGAAUUCAUACAGGAGAGAAACUAUAUGAAUGUUCAGUGUGUCUAAAAGACUUUAGUAAUAAAUCAUCACUAAGAAUUCAUCAGAGAAUUCAUACAGGAGAAAAGCCAUAUCAAUGCUCAGUGUGUCUGAAAGACUUCAUUGAUAAAUCCUCACUAAAACAACAUCAGAGAGUUCACACAGGAGAGAAGCCAUUUCAGUGUCCAGUGUGUCAGAAAGACUUUAGACAAACAGGUCACCUGAAUUCACACAUGAGACUUCACACUGGAGAGAAGCCAUAUCAGUGCUCAGUGUGUUCAAAAUUAUUUUCAGUAAAAUGUGCUCUGGUAAAACAUAUGCGCUAUCAUACAGGAGAGAAGCCAUAUCAGUGCUCAGUGUGCCUGAAAGACUUUAUUGAUAAAUCCUCUCUAAAACAACAUCAAACAGUUCAUACAGGAGAAAAGCCAUAUCAUUGUUCAGUGUGUCUGAAAAACUUUACUGUUAGAUCCUCAUUAAAAAAACAUCAGAGAAUUCAUACUAGAGAGAAGCCAUACCAGUGCUCAGUGUGUAUGGAACAAUUUUUGUUAAAAUGUUCUCUAGAGAAACAUAUAAAGACUCAUACAGAAGAAAAAACAAAUCAGUGUCCAGAGUGUCAAAAAGUGUUUUCAAGUGACAUUGUUUUACUUAAGCACAUGACACUUCACAAAGAACAUAAGCCAUACAGGUGUUCAAAGUGUCAGAAAGGCUUUUCACUAGAGAAGAGUUUAGUAAAACAUUUAAAAAGCCAUACAGGAGAAACACAAUACAAAUGUUCAGAGUAUCGGGAAGGCUUUCCCAGACAAGCAAAUAUAAUAUUGCAUCAAAAAAUUCAUGAGGCAGAAAAACCACAUAAUUGCUCACUGUGUUCACAAAGUUUUUCACAAAAAUUACAAUUUGAAAAUCACAUGAGAGGUCACAACACAGAGGAACAAUAUCAGUGUUCAAGGUGUCUGGAAAGUUUUUCCCAUAUAACUCACCUAGUGAAUCAUAUGAUAACUCAUGUAUGAGACACAAUGUAUAGUAAUGUUAAGUGUUUUAAAAACAUUUUAAGAUCAUCUCAUCAUGUAAAAUCUCUUAUGUCUGGUUAUUUCAGCAGGAAAAUCCAAGUGAAAUUGAUGCUCUUUAUUAGAAAUAUAUAUGUGGGACAUAUUUAACAUGUGGUAAAAGAACACAAUUCUAAAAUAACAGAAAGGCAAGACUAAAUUACUCUUAAAAAUACAAUUUGGUUUAUUCCUACCCAUCUAGUACACUUAAAAAUACAGGUUCUUUUAUUUCUUCUUGUCUAGUUCAGCUUAUCAUAAAUCAGAUUCACCGAACACUGUCAUUCAUGAGAAUACUUUUUUAGUGAAACAACAGAAUUAUUGGAAUCCUUAAUUUUCCAGGGGAUGGCUGGGGUUGCAGUGAACAUUGCAGGUCUCCUCAUCCAAGGAAUUGGAUAUCUCUUUCCAUUGAGGUUUCUUGUAAUGGUGAAAGGAUUCUUUGAUCUGAGACAUAAUUAUUUCUUUUUCCCUUCCUCAGAUCAAGUUUGAAUAUCGCCAUUAAUCACUCUUCUUUUUUUUUCUCUGUUGAGACAUUUUUACAUUUGUAAAACUCUUUGUCUUGCAGAAAGUAAAAUAUUUAAUGUUGCAGUUGUGUUCCAGCAUUUAUUAUAAUGGUAAUGUUGUGUCACUCUACCUGUACAAUAUUGUACCAUCAUGGAAGUCCCCUACCAUGAACUAUUAUAGAGGUACCUUGCCUUCAACUAUCACCAUUACCAUGAACUAUUAUCAAGGUCCCCUACCAUGAGCUAACAUAGAAGUCCCCUAUGAAGAACUAUGAUGGUAGUCACCUGCCAUGAACUAUCAUGGUAGUCCCCUACCAUGAACUAUCAUGGAGCUUGUCUACCAUGAACUAUCAUGGAGGUGCCCUACCUUGAACUAUCAUGGAGCUUGACUACCACGAACUCAUGGAGGUACCCUACCAUGAGCUGUCAUGGAGAUACCCUACCAUGAGCUGUCAUGGAGGUACCCUACCAUGAGCUGUCAUGGAGGUACCCUACCAUGAACUGUCAUGGAGGUACCCUACCAUGAGCUAACAUGGAAGUCCUCUAUGAUGAACUAUCAUGGUAGUCCCCUACCAUGAACUAUCAUGGAGCUUGACUACCAUGAACUGUCAUGGAGGUUUCCUCAUGAGCUAACAUAGAAGUCCUCAAUGAUGAACUAUCAUGGAGGUAUCCUACCAUGAACUAUCAUGGAGGUACCCUACCAUGAACUAUCAUGGAGGUACCCUACCAUGAACUAUCAUAGAGGUACCCUACCAUAAACUAUCAUGGAGGUACCCUACUAUGAACUAUCAUGGAGGUACCCUACCAUGAACUAUCAUGGAGGUAUCCUACCAUGAAAUAUCAUGGAGGUACCCUACCAUGAAGUAUCAUGGUGGUCCCCUAUAAUGAACUAUCAUGGAGGUCCCCUACCAUGAACUAUCAUGGAGGUCCCCUACCACGAACUAUCAUGGAGGUCUGCUACCAUGAACUAUCAUGGAGGACCCCUACCAUGAACUAUUAUGGAGGUCCCUACCAUGAGCUAUUAUGAUAGUCCCCUACCAUGAACUAUCAUGGAGGUCUCCUCCCAUAAACUAUCAUGGAGGUCCCCUACCAUGAACUGUCAUGGAGGUCCCCCAUGAUGAGCUAUCAUGGUAGUCCUCUACCAUGAACUAUCAUGGAGCUUGACUACCAUGAACUAUCAUGGAGAUCCCAACCAUGAACUAUCAUGGAGGUCCCCUACCAUGAACUAUCAUGGAGAUCCCAACCAUGAACUAUCAUGGUGGUCCCCUAUAAUGAACUAUCAUGGGGUCCCCUACCAUGAACUAUCAUGGAGGUCCCCUACCAUGACUAUCAUGGAGGUACCCUACCAUGAACUAUCAUGGAGGUCUCCUACCAUGAACUAUCAUGGAGGUUCCCUACCAUAAACUAUCAUGGAGGUCCCCUACCAUAAACUAUCAUGGAGGUCCCCUACCAUGAACUAUCAUGGUGGUUCCCUACCAUGACUAUCAUUGAGAUACCCUACCAUGAACUAUUGUUGAGGUUUACCAUGAACUGUCAUGGAAGUUCCCUACCAUGAACUCAUGGAGGUACCCUACCCUGAACUGUCAAUGAGGUACCCUACCAUGAACUGUCAUGGAGGUACCCUACCAUGAGCUAUUAUGAUAGUCCCCUACCAUGAACUAUCAUGGAGGUCUCCUACCAUGAAUUAUCAUGGAGGUCUCCUACCAUGAACUAUCAGGGAGGUCCCCUAUGAUGAGCUAUCAUGGUAGUCCUCUGCCAUGAACUAUCUUGGAGCUUGACUACCAUGAACUAUCAUGGAACUUGACUACCAUGAACUGUCAUGGAGCUUGACUACCAUGAACUAUCAUGGAGAUCCCAACCAUGAACUAUCAUGGAGGUCCCCUACCAUGAACUAUCAUGGGGUCCCCUACCAUGAACUAUCAUGGGGUCCCCUACCAUGAACUAUCAUGGAGGUCCCCUACCAUGAAUAUCAUGGAGGUCUCCUACCAUGAACUAUCAUGGAGGUCCCCUACCAUGACUAUCAUGGAGGUACCCUACCAUGAAUAUCAUGGAGGUCUCCUACCAUGAACUAUCAUGGAGGUCCCCUACCAUAAACUAUCACGGAGGUCCCCUACCAUAAACUAUCAUGGAGGUCCCCUACCAUGAACUAUCAUGGUGGUUCCCUAUCAUGACUAUCAUUGAGCUACCCUGCCAUGAACCAUCGUUGAGGUUAACUACCAUGAACUGUCAUGGAAGUUCCAUACCAUGAACUGUCAUGGAGGUACCCUACCCUGAACUGUCAAUGAGGUACCCUACCAUGAACUGUCAUGGAGGUACCCUACUAUUAGCUAACAUAGAAGUCCUCUAUGAUGACCUGUCAUGGUAGUUACCUACCAUGAACUAUCAUUAAGCUUGACUACCAUGAACUGUCAUGGAGGCUCCCUACCAUGAACUGUCAUGGAGACCCCCUACCAUGAACUAUCAUGGAGGUCCCCUACCAUGAACUAUCAUGGUGGUACCCUACCAUGAACUAUCAUGGAGGUCCCUUACCAUGAACUAUCAUGGUGCCCUACCAUGAACUAUCAUGGAGAUCCCUAACCAUGAACUAUCAUGGAAGUCUCCUACCAUGAACAAUCAUGGAGGUCUCCUACCAUGAGCUAUCAUGGAGGUUCCCUACCAUGAACAAUCAUGGAGGUCUACCAUGAGCUAUCAUGGAGGUUCCCUGCCAUGAACUAUCAUGGAGGUCCCCUAUCAUUAACUAUCAUGAAGGUUCCCUACCAUGAACUGUCAUGGAGGUCCCCUACCAUGAACUAUCAUGGAGGUCCCCUAUCAUGAACUAUCAUGGAGGUUCCCUAUCUUGAACUAUUAUGAAGGUCCCCUAUCAUGAACUAUCAUGGAGGUACCCUUCCAUGAACUUACAUGGAGGUACUCUACCAUGAACUAUCAUAGAGGUGCCCUACCAUGAACUAUCAUGGAGGUUCCCUAUCAUGAACUAUUAUGAAGGUCCCCUACCAUGAACUUUCAUGGAGGUACCCUUCCAUGAACUUACAUGGAGGUACCCUACCAUUAACUAUCAUGGAGGUACCCUACCAUGAACUAUCAUAGGGUACCCUAGCAUGAACUAUCAUGGAGGUACCCUACCAUGAACUAUCAUAGGGUACCCUACCAUGAACUAUCAUUGUACUGUCAGUUUGAAGCCUGUGGAGUCAGUGAGGGAUCAAUCAGGGAUCACUGUGUGAUCAGUGAGGGAUCACUGUAAUGUCAGUGAGGGAUCACUGUAGGGUCAGUGAGGGAUCACUGUAGGGUCAGUGAAGGAUCACUGUGGGGUCAGUGAGGGAUCACUGUUGGGUCUGUGAGGGAUCACUGGGAUCACUGUGGGGUCAGUGAGGGAUCACUGUGGGGUCUGUGAGGGAUCACUGGGAUCAGUGAGGGAUCACUGUGGGGUCAGUGAGGGAUCACUGGGAUCAGUGAGGGAUCACUGUGGGGUCAGUGAGGGAUCACUGUGGGGUCAGUGAGGGAUCACUGUGGGGUCAGUGAAGGAUCACUGUGGGGUCAGUGAAGGAUCACUGUAGGGUCAGUGAAGGAUCACUGUGGGGUCAGUGAAGGAUCACUGUGGGGUCAGUGAAGGAUCACUGUGGGGUCAGUUAGGGAUCACUGGGAUUGUCAGCAUAGUUGCUGAUCCCUGUAUUCCCAGUAUUAUAUAGCAUAGCAUAUUAGUAUCAUCCAUGUGCUUUACAUACGAGGUUCCUUGUAGGCCUGUGGCUUUGUGUGACGUCACGGGAUACAGAUGUGUAGGCUCAUACCUCUGCCCCGGCCUCACUCAGCGGCAGACCAUUCAGCGGACAGGCAAGGCAGCUGGGCUCCAUCCCUCAUCUCAGUCUGACAGUAUAUAGAUACCAUCCUACAAGUGUGUCUACCUUCAACCUACGAUAUCUCCAUUUAGGAACCCUUUACGAUAGGAUCAGUGAGGGAUCACUGUGGGGGCCAGUGAAGGAUCACUGUGGGGUCAGUGAGGGAUCACUGUGGGGUCAGUGAAGGAUCACUGUGGGGUCAGUGAGGGAUCACUGUGGGGUUAGUGAAGGAUCACUGUGGGGUCAGUGAGGGAUCAC
Cherax quadricarinatus is the source of this 9714-nucleotide messenger RNA. Its product is annotated as zinc finger protein 271. NCBI's taxonomy places the organism in Eukaryota, Metazoa, Arthropoda, Malacostraca, Decapoda, Parastacidae. The record is from RefSeq and is a predicted model, not a curated record.